CGUAGCCGCCGUCGCAUCCGGAGGAUAUGUGACGCUGAUUUUGCGGUUUAAGUUGGUCGAACUAAGCCAGACAGGAUAGCUGCACUAGACUUAAAACAUUGUGGUGAGACAUACUGCACCCAACAGUUGUGAGCUGACGGCCGGGCCGACCAGACGCCCAACAUGUCGAAAAACGAGAAGACCAAGUCCAGCUUCCUGGACAAGGCGUUCCACAAAAAGCCGAAGAAGGGCGGCCGGCCCGCGUCGGUGCACGAGGCGGCCGAGGACACGGUGGACCAGGCGCCGGCCGCCACCACCGACGCUCUCACCGAGGCCGACGUGGAGCGGGAGUUCGAGAAGAUGCUGGACGACAUGAACCUGACUGAUGACAAGAAGACCCCGCUGAAGAACCAGGACAUCGACAAGAAGCGUCGCAUGCUCGCCAUGCACUACAAGGGCGCGGCACCGCAGCGCCAGCGAAGCCGGUUCGUCGCGCCGGCCGACUACACCAGCUACCUGUCGCAGCCGCUCAGCGUGCAGAAGACCAGCGAGUGUCUCGAGUCGCUGCGCAUCGCGCUCACCAACAACCCGCUCACCUGGGUGCAGGAGUUCGGCGAGACCGGGCUCAAGCAGCUGAUCGCCAUCCUCGGCGAGUGCUACCGUGGGGACAGCAAGUGGGACCGGGUGCAGCUGGAGUGCGUGCGCUGCCUCAAGUCGCUGAUGAACAGCACGCUGGGGCUGCGCCAGAUGCUGGCCGAGGAGGGCGCGCUGCCAGCUCUGGCGCGCAGCCUCGACCCGUCGCUGCCGCAGGUCAUGCACGAGGUGGUGCGCAUGCUCUCCGCCUUCGCCAUCGUGCCGCCGGACGGCCACCGGCGCACGCUCGACGCCAUCACGGCCAACGGCGAGCUGGUGCAGCGGCCGCGGUUCGCGCCGAUCGUGCAGGGCCUGAUGGACCGCAGCAACGGACAGCUACGGGUGUGCGUCAUGAUCCUGAUCAACGCCCUGGUCAGCUCGCCGGACGACCUCGACUUCCGCAUGCACCUGCGGAACGAGUUCAUGAGAGACGGCCUCAUCGACAUUCUUGAGACCAUGGCGGCCGACGAGGCUGACGGCCUGCAGAACCAGCUCAAGAUCUUCAACGAGCACAAGGAGGACGACCACGACGAGGUGUGCCAGCGCUUCGACACGAUUCGCCUGGAGCUGGACGAUCCCGAUCAGUGCUACACGCUGCUGCGCAACUCGCUGGCCGACUCGCCGGGCGAGCCGUACUUCCUGUCGGUGCUGCAGCACCUGCUUUGCAUUCGGGACGACCACAACGCGCGCAUGGCCUACCUGAAGCUGGUGGAGGAGUGCGUCUCCCAGAUCGUGCUGCACAAGUCGGGCGUCGACCCGGACUUCCGCGCCACACGCCGCUUCCAGCUGGACGUCGAGCCGCUGAUCGAGACGCUGGUGGAGCGCAGUCGUAAGGAGGAGGAGCGCGCCGCCGGCGAGCUCAACGCUAAGAUGGAGGAGAUGCUGACCAGCAAGCAGGAGACGGAGGCGCGGCUCUCGGCGUCGGAGCGGCUGGUGGCCGAACUACAGGCGCGGCUCGCCAGCGGCGCUGGCCCGCCAGGCUCGCUGGUCAUCCCCAGCGGUAUGCCGGGGGCGCCGACCGGCGGCGCGCGGCCGCCCGGGGUACCGCCGCCGCCGCCGCCGCCGCCCCCGCCGCCCGGGGCCGGAGGCAUACCGCCGCCGCCCCCGCCGCCGCCACCACCGCCGGGCUCGGGCAUACCGCCGCCGCCCCCGCCGCCGCCACCACCGCCGGGCUCGGGCAUACCGCCGCCGCCUCCUCCGCCUGGCUCGGGCAUACCGCCGCCGCCCCCGCCUCCAGGCGGCGGCCCGCCCCCGCCCCCGCCCCCGCCGCCGCCUGGCUCGGGACCGCCGCCGCCGCCGGGUAUGCCGCGGGCGCCGGCGCCGCCGCAGCUGCCCUACGGACUCAAGCCCAAGACCAAGUGGACCCUGGGCCAGAAUCUGAAGCGGGCCAACUGGAAAAAGAUUCUUCCAAACAACUUGAAAGAGAAUUCGUUCUGGGUCAAAGCCAACGAGGAGGCGUUGGCUGAUGAUGAGAUUCUGGAAGGUCUGAAGAGCAAGUUCGCGUCGAAGCCACCUCCUCAGAAGGCAGAAGUGGCCCAAGCAAACAACAAGGGAAAGAAGGGCAAGGAGCUGCGCGUGCUGGACGGCAAGGCGGCGCAGAACCUCUCGAUCAUGCUGGCCGGCUCGUUCAAGCACAUGUCGUUCGAGGAGGUGAAGCGCGCGGUGCUGCGCUGCGACGACUCGGUGCUCACCGACAGUCUGGUGGAGUCGCUCAUCCAGUUCUGUCCGACCGGCGACCAGCUGAAGAAGCUGGAGGCGCACCAGGACGACUACGAUGACCUGCCCGUCGCCGAGCAGUUCGCGCUCACGAUCGGCAGCAUAAAGCGGCUCCUCCCGCGCCUCAAUUCGAUGAGCUUCAAGCUGAAGUUCGAUGAGAUGGUGCAGGACAUUAAGCCGAGCGUUGUUUCGGCCACCGCCGCCUGUGAGGAGGUCAUGUCCAGCCAGAAGCUGGCCCGCCUGCUGGAGCUCAUCCUGCUGCUCGGCAACUACAUGAACGCCGGCUCCAGGAACGCUGAGGCGUUCGGCUUCGAGAUCAGCUACAUCACGAAGCUCAACAACACCAAGGACGUCCACAACAAGACGACGCUCAUCCACUACCUGGCCGAGGUGGUGGAGACGAAGCACCCCGAGCUGCUGGAGUUCCCCGGCGAGAUUCCGCACGCCCAGGCAGCCGCCAAGGUGUCCGCGGAGCAGGUGAAGGCGAUGAUUAACAAGAUGGAGAUUGGCACGAGGAACCUGGAGACGGACAUCAAGAACAACAAGGUGCCGCUGUGUGACGACGACAAGUUUCUGGACGUCAUGACCGAGUUCGCGGCCUCUGCCAGGGAGCAGGUCAACAUCCUGACCAGCAUGGCGCAGACGAUGACCGAACGCUUUGCCAGCAUCGCCGACUUCUUUGCGUUCGACCAGAAGAAGUACACCAUGGAGGACUUCUUCGGCGACAUCAGCACGUUUAUCAAGCAGUUCCAGGACGCCUACCAGGACAAUGUGAAGCUGCGCGAGACCGAGGCUAAGAUCCAGCGUGCCAAGGAGGCCAAGGCCAAGGCGGAACGUGAGCGCAACGAGAAGAAGUCACAGAAGCGCGCUAUCGAGGCCAUGAUGGAGGGUGGCGACAACCAGGAGGGCGUGAUGGACAGCCUGAUGGAGGCGCUGCAGUCGGGCUCCGCCUUCAGCCGCGACCAGCGCAAGAAGCGGCCCGCCCGGCCCGCCGGAGCUGAACGGCGCGCGCAGCUGAGUCGAAGCCGGUCGCGGCCGGGCCUGAACGGAGACGAGGACCACCGAGACGUGCCUAGAGAGGCAACCACCGAACCGGCGCCGGAAGAGCCGCUCCGCGUGGUGGGCGUGCGGCGCCGCUCCAACCAGCCGGGCGACGAGCGCAGCCGCGAGAAACGCGUCAACAGCACCAACAAGCUGCUGGACAGUCUGAUGGAGACGGGCUCCUAGCCGUGCCGGGCGACCGCCGGUGCCGCGGGCGGCGGCGGGAGGACGAGUAGGCGACCGAAGCGUGGAGGGAAGGGACUCGAUGUGGUAGAGGAACGGAGGGGGUAGGUCGGUAGGAGCUGCUCUGUCGGGCUUUAACUCCAAGGCGGACAACGCCGAGCGUGGAAGGUCCCUAAUAGCGGAUGGGGUCGCUGAGGUACACAAAUGGUCUGAGCUAGUGACGCGGCAGUCAUACCGUUUGAUG
Molecule: messenger RNA, 3796 nt
Organism: Pollicipes pollicipes
Lineage: Eukaryota; Metazoa; Arthropoda; Thecostraca; Pollicipedomorpha; Pollicipedidae
Product: protein diaphanous
Exons: 19
Coding region: 163-3555 (1130 amino acids)
Biological process (GO): actin cytoskeleton organization; actin filament polymerization
Cellular component (GO): actin filament
Molecular function (GO): actin binding; small GTPase binding
Source: RefSeq, a predicted model, not a curated record